Penicillium canescens is the source of this 927-nucleotide messenger RNA. RefSeq lists its product as uncharacterized. The transcript has 4 exons. The coding region runs from base 1 to 927 and encodes 308 amino acids. The record is from RefSeq and is a predicted model, not a curated record. Gene Ontology annotation, cellular component: cytoplasm. Lineage: Eukaryota; Fungi; Ascomycota; Eurotiomycetes; Eurotiales; Aspergillaceae. Gene Ontology annotation, molecular function: 5'-deoxynucleotidase activity.
AUGGAAGCCACACUACUGCCUUUCCUGCAUGCAAUAGAGCCGCUCAAGCAUAUGCCACGAACAGGAUGGCUGAGAACGAUUCAGAACCCUGAGAGUGUCGCGGCGCAUAGCUUUCGAGUAGCAAUCUUGGCCAUGCUCGCUCCGGAACAUUUGGACUUGGAUAGGGCGAAAUGCAUACAAAUGGCUUUGAUCCAUGAUUUGGCAGAGUCGGUCAUAGGGGAUAUUCCGACAUUUGCAAAGGUUCCAAAACAACGGAAAUACGAAAUGGAACGCAAUGGGUUCCAAUAUUUAGAAAACUUGCUCCGAACCUACAAUUCAAAAAAAGCCGAAGAAAUCAGUGAGCUGUGGCUGGAAUAUGAAAAAGGCGAUACACCCGAAGCACAAUGGGUCCGGGAGAUGGACAAGUUUGAGUGUCUAGUCCAGGCACACGAAUACGAGCAGAGGACAUUCGGGGAAAAAGACCUCAACGAGUUUCAAGGGCUUUCAGCGAAGAUUCAUUCUGACGAAGCACGCGAGUGGGCGAAAUUCUUAUCCCGGGAAAGGGAAGAUCACCUUGCCAAGCGAGAAAAGCCACUGCCCAUUAUUUUCAUCACUGGUGACCCAAUGGCUUGCGAAAUGGUCGCUAGCUACGUUUCAGAAAAGCUUUCUCUUUCCCAUAUCUCCGUGAACAAGAUGCUUACGGAAAAGGCGCAAGAUCCCGAAUAUCGCCAUCACGGAAUCCUUGAGAGAUGUCUGGAAAGGAGAUUUGAAGUGCCGGCCAGUCUGAUUGUCGAACUACUCGAGAAUGAGAUCAAAGCCGUAGGCGGACGGUCAUGGGCAAUCAUCUCCGGCUUUCCGAAUGGCACAGAACAGCUAGCAGAAUUCCAAAAAAAGGUGUCUAUAUCCGCAAGGCUUCACAACAUAAAGGAUGACACUGAUCUCAUUUGA